Messenger RNA from Penaeus vannamei (Pacific white shrimp), 640 nucleotides. The record is from RefSeq and is a predicted model, not a curated record. Lineage: Eukaryota; Metazoa; Arthropoda; Malacostraca; Decapoda; Penaeidae.
AGCACACAGUGCCAGGUAUCGCCCAGGGUUGGGUGCGUGUCGAGCCUUUCGGUCAGUCUAGCGUGGAACGUGUUCGCGUCAAGGCACUCUCCCACUCGCGCUCUCUCUUCAUCCAUACACACUACUUUACUUACUCACUCCUCUCUCAUAUACUCCACCAUGCUCAUGCCCGGUGCCCUGCCUGCUGCCAUGCCCUCCGGAAUCACCACGCCCACCAUGCACCCACAGACCAUGGAGGCGGCAGGCAUUAGCCAAAAGGACACGACCUUCACCAAAAUAUUCGUGGGCGGCCUGCCGUAUCACACCACCGACAAGUCUCUUCGGGAGCACUUCGAGGUCUACGGCGAGAUCGAGGAAGCCGUCGUCAUCACCGACAGACAAACGGGCAAAAGCCGCGGCUACGGUUUUUCGUCGGCUGGUCCACUACCACCACAACCGUACCACCAACUACCACCACCUCCUCCACCACCACCAACCACCACCAACCACCAACCACAUCUCCAACAAAAAGCUUGAAGCGUUUAAGCUCACUCGCCGGGGCUAAAAUGAGCUCGGAAGUCUCACUCGUUGUAGACACGUGUAAGUCACGAUGGCAGACAAGGCAGGUGCAAGACCGUGCCAAUCAAGGAGCCGGUCGCAA